Molecule: messenger RNA, 1237 nt
Organism: Cladocopium goreaui
Lineage: Eukaryota; Dinophyceae; Suessiales; Symbiodiniaceae
Source: the annotation of a GenBank genome assembly
GCUAACUGGCAAGGCCUUAGCUGCAUCCAGACCCAUGUCGAACCCGGGAUUCAUCAAGCUUAACGAGGACUAUCUGGAGGUGCAGCUUUCGUCAAAAAAUUUGUCCAACCAGACGCUGCUGCUUCGGAUUGGUCAACUGGAGGAGUAUUUGGAACGGGUGGGUGAGCCCACAAAGUUCAAGAUCGAUUUGGACUUCAGGGACAACCCGAAAGUGACAGACACCGAUCUGGAGUUCGAUGGCUUCGGGCGUUUAGUGACUUUCCUCAAGAAGUUCGGAUCCUUCGUAACGAGGCUGAGGAUAGGUGGAACUGGCAUCAGUGGGAGUGGCCUAUGCGAGCUCAUAGAUUUCAUCAAGAUGGGUGCUGCCGAGGAGCUUGACUUUUCCAACUUGCCUGGGGUUGAGCAGUUCGAAGUGGUGGCCCUGCUGAUGGCUGUGAAGGAGUCCCAGCAGUACCCCCUGCAGAAGUCUUUGCCACUGCUCCUUCGACUGGAUCGGAAUGGACUUGAAAAACCCCACGAAAUCAUCGCCAUGGUCAGUCAGGAUUUGUGCUGUGAGGUGUUGACCGAUCCCUGCGAGCUGCAGAAGGCCACGGUGGCGCGGAACAAGGUGCACCGCGGGGAGGCGGAGCUGACGGAGGUCAUGAUCUCGCUGCCCGAGUUCUACCUGCAGUCGGAGGAGGCGGUCACGACACCGGUCCCCAAGACGCCCAAGUCAGCGCCUUCGACGCCGGAGAAGAAGCCGCUGAAUUUGAGGGCCAAAGCUCAAGCACCGCCGCCGCCACCACCGCUGAUGGAAGAAGUGGAGGAGGAGGAGCUUCCGGUUGUGGGCUCAUUGCCGAAAGCAUUCUGUGGGAGUAGGGCAAAGAAGGCAUCACCCGUGGUCUCCAUACUGCCAUUGGCAAACCCCAAGCCACCAGACCACCAUCCUCCAGCACAUGUGAUGUGGAAGAACUUGUCCACCAGCGCAAAGGCGCGAAAAUGGAUGGAAGUUGAGAUCCAGAAAUCCGUGAUGACCAAAGCCUCGAGCAGGUGCGACUCAAAAGCCCUCGCCCAAGGAGUUCCGGAGACCAUGCCGAUCUCUGGCAUCGGAGUGCCGCCUCCCAACGAAAGGCCCAAACCGUCGAAAUCCAUGGCCCUGGCGUCUCCUAUGCCUCCGCCCUUGUCGCCGCCUCCAUGGUCCGCAUGGUCUAGGGAAAGCUCCACACCUGUGAUACCUGCGAAGCCAAGGCAUGCGCAG